Messenger RNA from Pogona vitticeps (central bearded dragon), 1158 nucleotides. The record is from RefSeq and is a predicted model, not a curated record. Lineage: Eukaryota; Metazoa; Chordata; Lepidosauria; Squamata; Agamidae.
GAGCAGAGCAGGAGGCAGGCAGCCAAUCAGCAGGCAGAUUGGGUCCCAGCAGGGCUGCCCAAUGGGCAAAGCCCAGAGGACAAAGGGAGGGAGCUGGGCCGCUGGAGGAAGGCACAAGAGGUGAUGGGAGACACCAAGGAGGCAUAGCAGCCAAUUCCACCUGUGACUCCUAAGGAGAACCCCCAAAUGAGAAGCCAUGGCUCCCAAAGCAAAAGGUAAAGGUAAAGGUAAAGAAGAACCACCACCACCACCACCACCUCAACCACCAGCAGCUGCACAAUCGUCAUGGAAACACCGUUUAAAGCUGAAAGCGCUUCCUCCGAGACUCAAAAACAUGCUCUUUGCCACCUUUGCCUUUAUGUGCUUUUGCAUCUUCGUCGGCUCCUGCGUAGGAUAUGCACAGCUGGCCUUAAAAAAGAAGAACCCUCUUGAAGAGCCAUUGCAGGGAGUGAGAAAAACCAUCGCAAAGGCCCACAAAAGCCAACAGCUCAAUUAUGCAGGUUACAUACAGGUAGCAGAUGAAGUCCUGCAGCUGCCGAAACACUUAGCAGAAUCUGAAAAGGCCUAUGGCCACCGGAAAGCGAAGUACCAGACCAUCUUCAAGAAAGGGAAGCUGUCGCGGUCUGGUGAUCACUGGGAGGUUUUUGGGAGGAGCCUGUUCUACAUUUCGGACAUAGAGAAGACCUGGUACGACGCCGAGAACUUCUGCACGUCAAGAGAUGCCCACUUGACUUCUAUCCUGACAGAUGAUGAGCAGUUCUUCCUCAGUACUCAGCUCAGUGAGCCCACCUGGAUCGGCCUUUCAGAUGAAAACGUGGAGGGCGACUGGGAAUGGACAGACGGCUCCCGGGUGAUAACACAGUAUUGGUCUCGCGGUGUCCCCACCCCUCUGGAUGACUACUCAGAUUGUGCGUUCAUAGACCCUUCUGUUGACGGACUCAACUGGGAGCAUUCCGACUGCCACCAACUGAGAAGGUGGGUUUGUAAGGAGAAGCUGGAUAUUGAUGAAACCUGAAUUUGGCACGCCUGGUUUUUGGAGCGACAGAAGAAUACGGCAAGGCAGAAGACCCUUCUUUUCAGAGUCAAGCCCCUUCGGGAAAUCUACUGGUCACAAUAAAAGACAUCCAAUUCCAUUAAACAUAGCUUCUUCUGACAACA